UCGGACACUCUGAUGGCCACGUUGAUGAGACAUGUUGUCGAUCUCUGAAGAAGAUGGAGCAAAAUCAAUCUAGCGCUUUCUUCCGUUAUCAGUUAUCAGUGUCCGAUGGUCGUCAUUCCACACUGAAUCGCAUUCAUGAAUUCAUUCGUUAAAUAUGAUAGUUCGGAAAUAUCUUUACAAUAACUAUUUGAUAUGCGUUGAGCUAUCGUACUUCUACAAGGUCUAGUUUUCGAAAAGUUUUCUAUUUGUUUUUAAAAAGUGACCCAAUUCUCAAUAUUCUUCAGUGAUUUGUGUUUGUGAUAAUUUCGGGAAUUUGUUUCGUUAAGACGUACCUGAUUUUUUGUUCAAUAUAAUGGCUAAGUUCACUAGGAGACAGUGGUUGACUUUGGUAGUUAUAAGUAUUGCAGAUUUCUGUAAUGCAAUUUGUGUAUCGCUACAAGCACCUUUUUACCCUCAAGAGGCAGAAAGGAAGGGAUGCACAGCCACCGAGUAUGGUCUAGUCUUCGGCAUUUUCGAACUUAUCGUUUUCAUCAUUAGUCCAAUCUACGGCAAACACCUCAACAAGAUUGGGCCCAAGGUGACCUUCAAUGGCGGCAUCUACACCACAGGAGUUUGCGCCAUCUUGUUUGGUCUCCUCGACAAAGUGAAUGGACAUUAUCCGUUCAUCAUUCUCAGUUUCGUCAUAAGGAUCAUUGAAGCUCUUGGUAAUGCAGCUUUUCUCACAGCUAGCUUUGCGAUUAUAGCUAAAGAGUUUCCAGAUGCUGUAGCCACUACCUUUGAUGUUAAGCAUCAGAUACUUAUCACAGAAGCACGAAAUAAUGAGAACUCAAAAUUGAAGUAGGAUUAUAUUGUCCAUCCAGGAGUAACGAUAGUUAUCGUUUAUUUCCUGUUAAUAGUGAUCUCAGCUGUCUCAAGUUGAUUCAAAUAUUGAAAUUAGAAGAUACAUCUGCGUUUUGAAAACAAACUGCUUUGAAAGACACAUUGGUAUGCCAAUUCUGUUCAUGUGUAGAAUACUACUACUACUUACAAGAAAAACUAAUUCUGUUAUAAACGAACAAAUUAAAGCGACUGGAACGAAUUCAACUAGCUUAACAUUCAUUUGUCUAACUGGUUGCAUAUAUGCAUAGAUGUAUGGCCAUAAAUCUCAAAUUAUCCCAAACAUUAAAGGUACGCCUACGCAUCACUCAAAACUGAGAAAAGAAAUGAAUGUGUCAUGAAAAUUUUAAGAGAUAAAUAAACGGAAAAAAUACUAUUUAUUGUAUUGUGGCUGAAAGAAAAAUCCAAUUAUACAGAGUGUACCAAAAGUUAUGGAUCAAACGAAUGGGGCUGAUAGAGGGUCAUUUCCAAUCAGAAACAUAAUAUAU
Messenger RNA from Acanthoscelides obtectus, 1364 nucleotides. NCBI's taxonomy places the organism in Eukaryota, Metazoa, Arthropoda, Insecta, Coleoptera, Chrysomelidae. The record is from the annotation of a GenBank genome assembly.